AUGGAGUAUUUGGAUAAAGAUGGACCUUUCAUUCUGCAUUCACUUGGUGUUGACAAUAUUGUUAGAUUUCCUGCUAUGCUCGAACGAAAGGGUAACGUAAAAUUACAUGACACAAUUCAGACGUUGCCCAGGUCGCAUACCAUUAUGAAAUCAUCAAAGUUAACAAUCGAAGUUUGGAAACAAAGCCAGCCAUCAGUCGCUGAAAGAGGGCCAGGCUACUUAAUCUCUGGACAGAAACAUACAGUUGAAACAUACAACUCCUUGUUAUCAAACGAAGAACGCAUAAAUGUAGCCAAAGAUGGUUGUCUGCGUAACAAUAUAAAAACCAGAUCUACAGCGCAGUCGGUAGUCUCAAUGGAAUAUAAGUUUAUUUUUCAACUCAUACCCAAAGUAGGAUCUAAGUUCUGGAAAGAACUUUUUGAUGGCGUUGCUCAAAAGUGUGGUAAGAUGCAAGGCGUCAUUCACUGUGCUAAUCGUUCAUUAACCGAAUACACGCGCGUAUUGUUCGUCCGUCAUCCAUUAGAAAGACUGGUUUCUUGUUAUUAUGAUAAAUUCCAUAUCUUGUCGAAACCAUCUUUAUUCUUUGAAAAUUUAUAUGGUGAUACUAUUUUAAAGAUCAGGAACAGUGAUCCAGAAAAUAACCACACACAGAAUGAAUUUGGAAGACUGAAUGUAACUUUUAAAGAGUUUGUACAGUUAGUUAUUUCAAAUGGUUUAAAUAGAAUGCCUAAAUCUGAGCACUGGUUACCGCAAUAUUUGAUUACUUCUAUAUGUAACGGGAAUUUAAACUUUAUCGGACACAUGGAACAUUUGGAUCAGGAUGGGCCGUUUGUUCUACAUUUACUUGGUGUUGAUAACUUGCUUAAAUUUCCGGCUAUGCAUCAACGAAAGGGUAAUGACAAGUUGAUUGAAACAAUUAAGACGUUGCCUAAGCAUUUGAUGGAACAAAUAGUCGAAUACUAUCGCUUAGAUUUCGAAAUACUCGGAUAUAAUCGAUCCUAG
Molecule: messenger RNA, 1002 nt
Organism: Saccoglossus kowalevskii
Lineage: Eukaryota; Metazoa; Hemichordata; Enteropneusta; Harrimaniidae
Product: carbohydrate sulfotransferase 11-like
Source: RefSeq, a predicted model, not a curated record